This is a messenger RNA of Limulus polyphemus (Atlantic horseshoe crab), 6368 nucleotides long. RefSeq lists its product as uncharacterized. Gene Ontology annotation, molecular function: protein binding. Gene Ontology annotation, cellular component: plasma membrane. Bases 493 to 3345 code for a protein of 950 amino acids. The transcript has 4 exons. Lineage: Eukaryota; Metazoa; Arthropoda; Merostomata; Xiphosura; Limulidae. The record is from RefSeq and is a predicted model, not a curated record.
CAGGCCCUAUGCUACUGGCCACGAAUCGAUGGAACGCUAUGCUGCUGUGUCUAACGUGUGGCGCCGCCGGUCUGCGGGCAUCUGUGACAGCCAGCGAACUUUUAGCAGUUCGCGGUUAAGUUAAGCCGUGUUGUACGAAAACUCGCGAAAGCCUGUGUAAGAUCUCACUGAAUUAACUGACACGCACUGGAACUGUAAAGUAGUACUCAUACGCGGCGGUUUUCGAACAAGAACAGUUUUAAACUUGCCGAGUAACGAGAAGAGCAGUGGCACCGACGGAAAUGUGGCGAUUUUUCUACCGAUAAAACUGACCACAAGUCCAGCGGUAACAGCUCACUUCCAAUAUCUAUCUCACUGAUAAGACAAGUCGAGGUCUCUUUUCUCAUCCCAGGUGACAGACAGGCAAAGAACAGAAGCCGUGGCUUUGAACCAUUUCCAGCACCAUGAUAUGUCGUCUCUACGCAACUGUUGCAUUCAUAUCGUGACAUAAGCAUGAAGAGUUCGAUGACGUCAGUGAUACGUAAACUUAAGAUUCUUCUCCUUGUGUCUUAUUUCGGUUUAGUAGUGUUUCCAGCCACCAGAGGGUGUAGAUUGUCAGAAUAUUAUUGCGACAACGGUAACUGUGUUUCUCACAGCCGCUUCUGUGAUGGAACUGAUGAUUGUGGAGAUGGAAGUGAUGAGCCAUUAGGAUGUACAAAUUGCAACCGGACAUAUUACGGUCUUGUUGGAACGAAAUAUCCUUUGCGUAUUACUAAGCCUUUUCAGCGCUCAUUUCCAUACGUGUGUCGGAUUACGUUUGUAGCAGAAGGAGGAGAUUUCGGAGACAUAGUUGAGGUCUCAUUCCUCUCUUUCCAGCUGGGUUCUUUCCAGUUAGAUGGGAGGGACAAAUGGACAUGUCAAGAAGGUUUCAUGCAGAUACGUGAGCAAGAGAAGACUGGUUUCGGAUCGUCGUAUUCCUUUUUGUCCUUUACUGGUGACAGCACACCCAGUUACGGUUAUUUCUGUGGCAAAAUGUCCGGUCAAAGGUUAACCUUUUACAGUAUCACGAGAACUCUAGUAGUAACAGUGGUGUUCCCUCAGGUCUCUUCUCCAUACCUAGCUGCUCCGGGUGUUUUUCUUACGUACCGGUUCCAUCGGAAGUCUCUAAGCCUACUUAGUGAUGCCGUAGAUUUGGGCAAAAGGUUGUCUAGCUGGUCUUGUGACAGGUCAUUCAGCGAUUGUUAUAACCGGAAGUGUCUAAUACGUUCACCCAAUUACCCUGGAUUUUAUUUAAGGAACAUUACCUGCAACUAUUGGAUUGAACAGUCCUACGCUCCACGUGGUCAUUACGCCCAGAUUGAAAUUUCUCAAGAAAACGAGUUUAAAGUUGAUGUUGGUGGCGGUUUUUCCAGUACAAGAAAUAUAGUGCAUCGCCAACUGACCACCACCUGUCCAGGAGACGUUGUUCGUGUUUAUGACGGAAGAACGACAUCUUCUCCCCUACUGGUAGAAUUCUGCGGGUCAGGAGUUGUCCCAAACAUCGUCACGAGCGGUCCCACGGCUCUGGUACAGCUCAUAAGCCAUCCAUACCAACCACUUCGGAGAUCUCUCCUUGAACUCAAGAGUUCGGCGAGAUUUCGACCCGAUUCCGAAUUUAGGGCUAAGAGAAAAAAGUGCGAAUUCUACAUAUAUGGAAACCAGAAUAAAAGCGGUUCCAUAUACAGCCCCUCUCACACUCUUGCUGCUAAUACCACGUGCACUUUUAAUUUCAUCGGAAAAGCACCCUUUGCUAAAAUUUGGUUGUAUUUCGUAUCUUUUUAUAUCGAAGACUCCCAGGCAUGGUCUAGGGAAGAGAAGUGCGAUGUGGCCAAACUUCAGAUUUUCGACCCUUUUGUAAACGACCAGAGAAGGAACGUUUUACUCAGAGGAUUUGGCUUUGGAGGCUUAGUAAGUAACUAUUGUGAAAAGUCUUACCCUCGAAUGUGUGCUCACGCACGCGACACCCCAAAUCUAACCCCUCUCCGUCCCUGUCGUGUACCCGAAGAAAGCUAUCUGUCAGCCGGGCCUGAGAUGAGUGUGAUGUUUACGGUCUACGAAAACUCCAAACUUAAACUAGUUCCAAGCACGUUCCUCGCUAGAUACGAGUUUAUCGACACCAUGCUGGACGGCUAUCCCGUUAACGGGGCACGAUGUGACCGGCGGUUUGUCAGCAGGAUAAACGCCGCUGGGAAACUACGGUCGCCCAAAAAUCUGUUCUUUUUUGGUAGGGGUGGGAAUUUCAACUUACGCUGUUUGUUUUACUUAGAAGGACAACCUGGGGAAAAAGUUCGAAUCACUAUAGAAAACAUAUCGUUAGGAAGGCAAAAGGAACAUUGUGAGACUCACUUCGAUCCCGUCAGUAGACGCUACACGUGUCAUUUGGGUGGGUCACCUUCCAGAUUCGGACUUAUUAACACUACAGAGGAAAUUGGCGGCCUUCACAUCCCAGGGGACUGUGUGUGCGGGUCAAGUUAUGUGAUACCCAGCACCCUGAUACUAGAAUCGGUGAGCAACAAGAUGGUACUUUCCUUCGUCGUGGUUGAAAUGACCACUAAAGACGAUUUCAGUGAUUUUUAUUUCUCAGGAACCUACGAGUUCAUCUCUCGUAAUUACUGUGCCAAUCAAGAAACACUCAGUGGACCUGCUGGGGACAUCUCUUUGAAGGUCCCCCCUGUCGUUGUAGAAAAUGUGGCGUCAUUUAGAUGUAGAUGGGUUAUUCAAGCCCAACCACACUGGUUCUUAUAUCUCUCGGCCGAAGGAAGCACUGGAGGUCAAAGCUGUCCUGGAAACAGACUUUUAGUUUACAGUAACUUUGAAAACCGGCCUGAGCGGGUUAUAUGUUUUGAAACGUCUAUCAAAUUUAGAGACAAGAUUCAAGUGUUUACUCCACUCUGGAAAUCAGAGCAUUAUCUAUUAAAUCAGUCUCAGAAAGGUCUUUCUGACAGACUUAUCAUUGAAGCGCUCGCUGUGACACCUGGGGAGAUUUCUUUCAGUUGGCUAGAAGUUAUGAAACCUUACGUUAAGUCUAGCACAGGCAAGUCAGUGAGAAACGCUGAGUGUAAUUACGAGUGUCCCGAGCUUCAGGCGUGUAUCAGUAGAGAUCUUUGGUGCGACGGGAAAGUUCAUUGCCCUUCUGGCUGUGAUGAAGUACCUGGUCAUUGCCACGUGUUUCCUACUUUAUAUGUCGCUGUUGGGGUCAGUGUAAGUGUGAUAUUGUUGUUUACUGUGUGUUUACUUGUUGCUACGAGAAUCUGUCAUUCUAAUCGAAGGAAGGGUUCCCAACCUGUGCCAACUGAAGAGGUUCAGAUGGAGACAACAGUUGGUUGAGAGAAAAAAAAGCAAUCUAAUAAGGUAACUUAGUAAGGGCAUUAACAGAAUAUGAAAGAAAAUUUAUUUGAGAAAAAAUGUAGCAAAAACUAUAACCGAUAAUAAGUUCCACGUGUUUCUUAUUACACGGAUAUAUUUGAAAAUUUUCAUAUUCCAGUAAUUCCAUUAAAGUCUUGUUGAUCAAGUGUCCUGUGGUUAAAGACACUUGCUUGUUAGUGAGUGCUGAGCAUAAUUAAUAAAUCUUUUAACAGGGGUUUAACUGAGUACUUGAAUGGUGAACAAUCACGAGGAACUCUUUUUUUAACAUUAUUCGUUCAUAUAAAGAUUUAUUUUAACCGAUGGUUAUUUGGGGAGUUUCUUUCCAUGUUUAUCUAGUGAUGUUUAUGUUUAGCUAAUGAGCACUUAAGCCCCAACAAAAGAGUCAACUUUAUAACUGUUUUGUAUGUAAGUAACAUUCUGUUCUGGGGAAAGUUUGUUCGGCGAACCCGUUAAAAAAAAAGUUGAAUCUGAAUAUUUGUCAUGCUCUAACUUAUUAAAUUUGUUUUUGUUUUAUUCGCUCAGUUGUAAGUAAAAUACCGGGGUGAUACGCAGGUUUCAGAAUGAUAUUUUUUUAUAAUCAAGGUUUCUUGUGAGUUAUGUGUAACAUAGAGAAUUCUAAAAGUAAAAAUCUUUAAAAUGCUCUAAGUCAUAGGAAACAUAGCGGAUAAUUUCUAUAAAGUUCAUUCGCUACAUGUAUUUUUUUCAGUGUGAAAAUUCUUCGGAACUUCAAGUGGGAAAAAAGGAGUUGGAUUUCUGAAAUUUAUCUUCUGACAAAUCACUAGAAUAUAAGCGAUUUUUUUGUUUUAUAUUUCCGUGACGCAACUUAGUGGUUUUCCCAUACACGUGAAUUUGGAGUUGAAAUUGGGCUCAUUGGUGAGCCGUUGGGUUUAAAGGUCAUUCUGGAGUCACGUGUCGGCUCUUCUUUAUGUAGGAUAAUAAUGACAAUUAUAAGAUUUUCUCGUGAAAUAAUUAAAAUCUAUAUUUCAUAGCAGUGCUACACCUAUUUAUUUUACGGGUGUGUCCCAAUUUACUUUGACAGGUUCUUUAAUUUGGCUUUUGGAUAAUGAAUAACAGGUUCAUCUGAGCAGGCGUGGGAAUUACAUAUGGUUUAGGUUUCAGUACAACAAGUUCACAUGUUACUAUUGUAAAACUAAUGCUUUUAUUAUUUGGUUGUAUGAUUGUAACGUAAAUGUACCUCUUAGUUCUGUUUAACUGCUUUCUUUGUUGACUUAGACACAUUAUUUCUGUUGAAAUGUUUUCUUUGUUGACUUUGACACAUUAUUUCUGUUGAAGUGUUUUCUUUGUUGACUUAUUUAGACUCAUUAUUUCUGUUGAAGUGUUUUCUAUGUUGACUUAUUUAGAUACAUUAUUUCUGUUAAAAUGUUUUGUAUGUUGACUUAUUUAGACUCAUUAUUUCUGUUGAUAUGGUUUCUUUGUUGACUUCGACACAUUAUUUCUGUUAAAAUGUUUUGUAUGUUGACUUAUUUAGACUCAUUAUUUCUGUUAAAGUGUUUUCUUUGUUGACUUGGACACAUUAUUUCUGUUAAUAUGGUUUCUUUGUUGCCAUAGACACAUUAUUUCUGUUGAAGUGUUUUCUUUGUUGACUUCGACACAUUAUUUCUGUUGAAGUGUUUUCUUUGUUGACUUAUUUAGACUCAUUAUUUCUGUUGAAGUGUUUUCUAUGUUGACUUAUUUAGAUACAUUAUUUCUGUUAAAAUGUUUUGUAUGUUGACUUAUUUAGACUCAUUAUUUCUGUUAAAGUGUUUUCUUUGUUGACUUGGACACAUUAUUUCUGUUAAUAUGGUUUCUUUGUUGCCAUAAGCACAUUAUUUCUGUUGAAGUGUUUUCUUUGUUGACUUCGACACAUUAUUUCUGUUAAAAUCUGUUGUAUGUUGACUUAUUUAGACUCAUUAUUUCUGUUGAAGUGUUUUCUUUGUUGACUUUGACACAUUAUUUCUGUUAAAUUGUUUUGUAUGUUGACUUAUUUAGACUCGUUAUUUCUGUUGAAGUAUUUCUUUGUUGACUUUGACACAUUAUUUCUGUUAAUAUGGUUUCUUUGUUGCCAUAGGCACAUUAUUUCUGUUAAAAUGUUUUGUAUGUUGACUUAUUUAAACACGUUAUUUCUGUUGAAUUGUUUUCUAUGUUGACUUAUACACAUUAUUUCUGUUGAAAUGUUUUCUUUGUUGACUUAUUUAGACUCAUGAUUUCUGUUGAAGUGUUUUCUUUGUUGACUUUGACACAUUAUUUAUGUUGAAGUAUUUCUUUGUUGACUUUGACACAUUAUUUCUGUUGAAGUAUUUCUUUGUUGACUUUGACACAUUAUUUCUGUUGAUAUGGUUUCUUUGUUGCCAUAGACAUAUUAUUUCUGUUGAAGUGUUUUCUUUGUUGACUUUGACACAUUAUUUCUGUUAAAUUGUUUCUAUGUUGAUUUAGGCACAUUAUUUCUGUUAAAAUGUUUUGUAUGUUAUUUCUGUCGAUAUGGUUUCUUUGUUGCCAUAGACAUAGUAUUUCUGUUGAAGUGUUUUCUGUUAAAUUGUUUCUAUGUUGACUUCGACACAUUAUUUCUGUUGAUAUGGUUUCUUUGUCGACUUGGACAUCCUGUUUUUGUUUAAGUACCAUCUUUGUUGCUUUGGACAUUUGUACAUUAGCGUCAAAUGAUGAAUCGUAAGGCAUUCAUUAGUAUCGGAAUAUUACUAUGAUUUUAAAGUAAGUUUUCAUGACAUAAUUAUUUUACAAUAAUUAACUCAUUUCAGGCUAAACUACUCGCCAAGGGUUAAUCACGCAACUUAGUAUUACAAUGAGGGCCAAGUGAAAGCGAUAGUGUAUGUUGCACAAAAUGAAUGUUUUGUACGCAGGGAUGGAUACAUUAUAUUUACCUAUAUAAUAUAUGUGUUUGACUUUGUAACGUAUGAAGUGUUUGAAAUUUAUCUAAUGCUAAAGUACAGACUUGUGUACGCUUUUAUUAUAUAAAUAUGUAAAACAUA